Molecule: messenger RNA, 5413 nt
Organism: Carassius carassius (crucian carp)
Lineage: Eukaryota; Metazoa; Chordata; Actinopteri; Cypriniformes; Cyprinidae
Product: rab11 family-interacting protein 5-like
Exons: 7
Coding region: 371-4429 (1352 amino acids)
Biological process (GO): regulated exocytosis
Cellular component (GO): recycling endosome; early endosome; phagocytic vesicle
Molecular function (GO): small GTPase binding
Source: RefSeq, a predicted model, not a curated record
AACUAUAGCAGCACGGAUUUAAGUUGCCUUUCUCUUUAAUUCAGCAACAUAUUUUACCGCGGAGCCCCCACUAAUAUCUGAGGGCGGGCCGCGCAGCAGCAGUGCAGUGAGUUGUCAAAAAUCUGUUGUGGUGGUGACGCCGAGGGUCCAGAACGCCCACCACGGUAAACUGAUGUGAAGUUUAACUCGCCAGGGAUUUUAUAUUUACGAUCAACUUUACAAUUGUGAUUGUCUUUUUGAAUUGAGCUGCACGAUAAUGCAGCGAUUUCUCUCACUGCAACUUCGGGCGGCGGGCGGUACAUAGUUAUCCAGUGCGCUAGUGUCAUUCUGCUGGAUUAUCCCAAACAACUGCGUCUCCAACUGCAACGGGAUGCCUCUGAUCAGCCUGGACGACGAUGAUCAGAGAUGGGUCCCGACGCACGUCAACGUGACCGUCCUUCGCGCGAGGAGUCUGCGGACGAAGGGCAAGCAAGGAAGCCGCUAUGUUUACACAGUCAUCCAGGUCGGCAAGGAGAAGUACACGACCGGCCUGGUGGAGAAGGCUGAGGAGCCGCAGUGGAACGAGGAUUGCUCGUUUGAUCUGCUGCCCGGGCUGCUGGAGGCGGGUGGGAUGAGCGCGUACCCGCCAGGGAGCAGCAACCUGGUGCUCACCGUGAUGCAUCGCGUGCUGAUCGGGCUGGACGUGUUUCUCGGUCAAACUAUUAUACCCCUCGACAAAGUUUUUCAAGAUGGAAUGUGUCCCAGAAAUGAGUGGCUCAAGCUUCACUCCAAGGCUGGUCGGAAGGAGAAGGAGCGAGGAGAGCUGCAGGUCACCAUCCAGUUUACCCGCAACAACAUGACGGCUAGUAUGUACGAUCUGACCAUAAAGGACAAGCCCCGAUCUGCAUUUGGAAAGCUGAAGGACCGCAUCACGGGAAGAAAGAGAGGAGACGUGGAAUCCUCCUCUGCCAUUUUACCUGGCCGCUUCGCCGCACUAUCAGGGUCUGUAGGUCCUCCGUUCGCUGGAGAUGGUGGACCCGAUGAGCCAGGCAAGGAAGAGGGGGUCGAUGAACACCGGAGCAAGGUGAAAGACUUCUUCCUUAAAGGGAAACUGCGCAAGAAUUCAGACACACAGUCUUGCUCAUCAUUGGCAUCAGACAGUAGCAUGGCAUCGUCCGCUGGGGAUUCAUUCGUCUCAGCAGAGCUGUCUAGAACACCCAUCUAUAGCAGCACAGUGAUAGAGCCCUUCCAAAUGGACACUGAAGGUGGAAUUAAAGAUGAAAGAAAGUCAAACAUGUUUGGAACGGUGAUGACCCACAAGCGUGCACACAGUGAUGAAGCCAGUAAGAUCAUGGGUGUUCCUCGUCCCAGCCCUGCUGUGGAAAACCUAAAAGACCAAAGUAUGGCACUCUCCAAAUCAACCCUCUGCAUCAAUGGUAGCCAUAUCUACUCAUCCGAGCCUGUCAGCCCCAAGAGUCCAAGUACCAUCCCGGCCAAGCGCUCCCUGCUGGAGAAAUGUGCGCCCCUUUCACGGUCUCUCCAGAAUCUGACCCGACGCAGCGAGGACUCGCAGAAGAGCGAUGGGAGACGCUGGUCCAUUGAAAAGAGCAGGAAGGAGCUCAGUGAGGCAGAUGGAGCUCAAAGCCAGACCCAAGGGGCCACAACCCCAGAGGGAAAGCCAAUGCAGGCCUCUGGACAUGUGGAAGUGGUGGAUAAAGGAAAAAAGCUAAGAAAAACUCUGUUUUCUAGCGGGAGGAGUGACACUCUCCCAGCCAAGCCGGAGCAGAGCCAGGUUUCUGCUCCUCCUGAGGGCAGACGCAGAGGAUGGUUUGGCUCCAGUGACUCCCAGAACAAGCCGAGGCUGGGAGUCUCUCCUAAGGUAGAAAGCAGCUCAGACACCCACUGUCAGAUCCCUUGCUCCCCCAGUCAGCCCCCGUGCUCUCUUCCCCUCGGUUGCACUACUGGCUCGGUGUCUCCCCUUAGUGACAAUCACACCAACCCAUUCACCCACUCUUCCCCAACACCCCCUUCCAUCUCUCCCUCCAACCCUUUCCUCACACGACUAAAGCAAAACCCCUUUUUUGAGGAUCUUAUAGCUGAGGAAGGACUGAAGUCUCCAACUGCUGGUUACUGUUCUCUUAAUUCCAGUCUUUAUAAUUAUCCAGUCGGAUGCUGUCCCAUCCGUAAUGGAGCACAGAACAAAAUGUCCGCAAUAAAACGGGAAAGACCCAGAAGUAUGUCCAGGCAAAGGUCUCUUCCAGUCAUUAUGCCUGAGACACCAAGUACAAACUCAAACACUAUUCCGAAUCACUCUAUGUCUGAGAGGGCUGGGGAAUGGGAUGAUUUUGAAGCAUUUGCCACCAGCCGGCUCAAAUCGCCAAGUGGGACUCCAACUAGACCUCCAUCAGCACCGUUUCUUUCACAGUUACCAAAUACAAACCAGAUACUGUGUGUAAACAACAAAGCGGACAUUGGUUUAAUAGUUGACGAAGUUGACAUGGGUGUUUCAAGGUCAUGGGAUCUGCCUCCUCUACCACCACGCAGACCCAUGAGGAUCCAAGGGAUCACCACAGACAGCUGGUUGGACAGAGCCCAGGAGCUUGCUGUGCAGAAAGAGGCCUGCUUCCUUUCCCAGACUGACUUCGCCUCCCUUCAGCAUGUGAGAGAUGGAGACAUGAAGAGAAACUCUCAGAUUUUUUGUUCAGAUAAAGAGUUGCACCAUAUUUCUUCAGAAGGGUGUAACAAGAUGGAUGCAGAGUUGCACAGCAGUAUCAGAUUGAACAAAUUCAUGGUUGGGGAAGCAAGGGGUCAUGACUUUGUUACGAACAACAAUGCUAAUAGCUGUCCGAAUGGUUUUGGUGAAGAUGCAAAUGGAAGCUCUGAGUGUGAGUACAUGGCACCUGAAACUCUGUGUUUCCCGUCUGACUGGGAAACCACAGUGACCGAAUCACUUUGCAGUUCACCUCAGGCCCAACCAAAACAUGAUUCAGAAUCGUCCUGUGAAAUAAGGGUCUCCAAUGAACAACAAUGCAAGGCUAAAACCAAUGGAGUAGGUUUGUUGACCCUCUCAUCUAGAGAUUCGAACAACAAUACAGAUACUUCAGAGUUUGCUUUUAUUGAUUCUGGAAGUUCACAGUCUGAGUUGCAACAACCUUUUGAAAUGAAUAAAGAUGGUGUUAAAUCAUCCAAACAUGGUUCAAAUUUGCAUUUGGUGCUUCCCAGCUGCUCCCCUGGCUUACCUGAGAAUAUAUUGUGCAGAAUGGCAUCAGAGUUAAAGAUGUUUUCACCAAUAAACACCCAUAACACUAUCACAUCACAUUUGUCUGACUCACAAAUCCAUACCCAUUGCUCAUCACCUUUUGAGAGAUUUUGUGAAGAACUGGGAGGACACCAAAACACUGCUUCAAAGGUUAACUGUGAGACUUACAACAUGGCUGACGAUCUUCUCAACAAAGAGAUCACCGUGAUCACGCAAACAAGCUCAAGCAAAGACAACACUGUGACAAUGCAAAUCAAACAAGAGUUAGCAGAAGGCAAUGACUUGCUUGCUACGCAUGAUGAUAAAGAGCAUAAACAUUUAACAGAAGGUAACCUGAACUCUGAAGUCUGCUUCUUAAAGAGCAACAAGGUCGAGGAAUCUUGUUCAACACUGGAAGAACAAAUGAGCUUUGAGGAGUUGCAUGCUAGAGUAGCGCCAAGAAACUCCAGAAGCCCCUAUGAAACUGAAGUCAGAUCAGCCCGCAUCAGACCGCGCUCAACCACAGGCUCACCCAAAACUGUCUCGGGUUCUGAUUCGCUGCCAGGCUCUCCUCAUCCUACAUCAGAUCUCAUUUUGUAUGAUCCUUGCCCUUCACCCACCCCAUUAUCUGGUACUAAUUCCUCUCUCUGCCCUGAGCCUUCCCUUCCUGCAAACCCCGCCAAUGAGUUGCCCAGCAUGGCUUCCACAUGCUCCUCCACAGCCCAGCCCCACGUUGAUGCACCGCCCUCCCUCUCACCUGAGGAGACACAGCCAGCUAACGUCCUCCUGCCCCAUGAGGAGAGCAGCCCUCACCCGGUGAAGCCCUUGACCAACACAGCUCUGCAGGGAGAGAAGAAACCUGAAAGCCGCUCAGUGCUGGAGAAACUCAAGUCCACCAUCAGCCCAGGACGAUCUGCACCAGCAACCUCUGCUGAGGAUGAGAAAAAACAGCUGGCUCUGAUGGAGGCUCGGUCUCAGUACCAGAACAUGACUAACAUGGAGCUGAUAGCUCUGCUGCUUCAGCAGGAAAUGGAUGUCAAGAAAAAGCAGGCUGAAACUGAGGUGCUGAUGGCAUUAUUGGAGAAACGUGAGGCUGAACUGAAGAAGAUGAAGGUUCAGGUCAGAGACCUGGAGGACUACAUUGACAAGCUGCUGGUGCGCAUCAUGGAGCAGACGCCAACCUUGCUGCAGGUACGUGGCAGACCAAAAUGACUGCAGUGACCUGCUCCGUCCCAAGAACACCUCAUAUUGAUCUAAAGCCAUUUGUGAUGCUCCAUUCCAUUUCAAAACUGCCAGAUUCAUGUAGACAUGAUAAAGCUUUGCAUGCUUCUUACUGGAUUUCCAAAUCCACAAUCAUUGAAAUUUAGCUUACUGCUAGUCAUGCUUUGAGCACAAGGCAGUGGUUAAAAGUAAGAAACAAAAUAAAUAUGUACAAUGAGAUUUUGUUGAUUUCAUGUAGAUUAGAUUAGUAUUAAUCAUAGACAUUUAUGUCUUCCUAUUCAUAAAUACACUAAUAGGAAAUUAGUGUACCAGAAUGUCAAGCAAAAUGUCUUAUGAAGAUCCACAAAAAAAGCACUGCCUUUAUUAAUUGACUUCUUUAAAUGUCACUUUAACACUCUUCUUUCCUCAUAAUUGGAAGUAUUUAGAACAAAAUCACAAAAUGAUAUUAUAAAACCCUGAAACUUCUCCAAUAAUGCUACAGUCUUCCAUAUCUCAAGAAACUAUUGUUUCAGCUUGACAUGGUAUUCACAUGGUAUUAAAACACUGUUCGAUAUGAAUCCAGAGAUUUAAAAACAUUAGUAAUAUUUAAUAAAUACGGAUAACAAAUACACCUUAUAAAAAAAUAUUGCUUUCAUUAAUAUUGUAAAUGUAAAUAAAUAUCUUACUAGAUAGCUUUAAAGCACCUUAAUGCACAUUAUGCAAAACUGUUGUGCUUGAGCCAGUCAGCUUUGGCACAUAGAAACGGCUGAUAUCAGCGCAUGCUCACUUCCAUCAAGCACUCGCACUAAAGAAGAGAUUGCCUCUGCAAACAUGUAAGUUAUGCAAUACAACAGUACAAGUUGAUAUAUGCUACACAAAAUAUAUUCAUGAAGCCUUAGCACUGCAGCAUACUUAAAGUAGCAUAUGUAGUCAUAUGCAAAAAAAAAAAGCAAUGCUUUUUAGUGAAACAAAGAUUUGUUCUUUCUGUUUUCCUGC